Molecule: messenger RNA, 2352 nt
Organism: Lutzomyia longipalpis
Lineage: Eukaryota; Metazoa; Arthropoda; Insecta; Diptera; Psychodidae
Product: ankyrin repeat domain-containing protein 13D
Exons: 7
Coding region: 125-1933 (602 amino acids)
Cellular component (GO): cytoplasm
Molecular function (GO): protein binding
Source: RefSeq, a predicted model, not a curated record
GUCAUUCGGUGCCGUCAUUACCGUCAUUAAUCGCAGAUUUUGUGAGGAGGAGCAAAAUCCACAUAGAAGACUUUAAAAACUAAUAUUUUAAGGAAUUUGUGUUUAAUAAAUAUAAGUUAUUGAAAUGAAAACUCUUGAGGAGAUUAAAAAGCACUACCCGCUGCACUGGCUCAUCUGGAUGGAUGAGCAUGAAGCCCUUUCUGAGGCACUAAAAGAGGAGAAGUACGACUUGGAAAAGUUAGAUCCGCGUGGGAGGACUCCACUUAUGCUAGCUGUUCGACUGUGUCACCUAAAAUGCAUAAAAAUCCUUGUAACAAGAGUCGAUACAAAUAUUGAGUGCGAUGGAUGGUCUCUUGUUCAGGAGGCUACCUGUACUGGAGAUCCUGCAAUUCUUACAGCCAUCCUCGAAGUGAGAGACUUACAGCGUCACAUCCAGCGUCAAACGCAUGUGCCUCUACUGCUGCAGCGUCUGCAUGAUGCACCUGAUUUCUAUGUGGAAAUGAAAUGGGAAUUCACCACCUGGGUGCCUUUGAUGUCACGACUGUGUCCUAGCGAUACAUAUCGGAUAUACAAGCGUGGUUCAAAUGUACGCAUCGACACGACCCUUUUGGGCUUCGAUCAUGCCUCAUGGCAGCGCGGAAGACGCAGCUACAUCUUCAAGGGGCAACCGGAAAUGGCAACGAUGAUUGAACUGAAUCACGAUACCCGAGAAGCAGCCAUGGAGUACAUUCGUGGUGUUGAUGAGACCAUUGAGAGUAUCACACCGUCGGAAGAGAGUAUAGUUGCACGACUGCAAACUCCCGUGACGUCCAACAAUGUGGACAUGGAAAAGAUUAGCUUUGAGCGCAACAAGACGGGUAUUUGGGGGUGGCGAAGUGAGAAGAAUGAAGCAGUUAAUGGGUAUGAAUGCAAAGUCUAUUCAGCUACGAAUGUGGAAUUUAUCACGAGAACCCGCACUGAGCAUCUUGCGGAGCAGCACCAAGCAAAGUCCACUAAACGAAAUUUACCACUACAGAGCCUCUUUGGUGUUGUCUCCGACGAUGUUCUCCUAAAUGAUCCACCAGGGGAAGUAAUUGAUGAUGGUCCAGCUGCUGCGGCAGCAGCACCAAACUUUACGCCACCUUUCAUCUCACCUGAGGAAUAUUUUUCCGAAGAUGUAGAUCUGGGGGGACGUGAUGUGGGACGUCCAAAGAGAAUCACGACCAAGGUGCAGAAAUUCAAGGCAAACUUGUGGUUAAGUGAGGACUUUCCGAUAAAGUUGCAAGAACAAGUUAUUCCCAUUCUUGAUCUCAUGUCAACCAUUAUGAGUCCGCAUGUUACGAAACUCAAGGAUUUUAUCACAAUGCAGCUUCCAUCGGGAUUUCCAAUUAAAGUUGAAAUUCCUCUUUUUCACGUUAUGAAUGCUUGUGUUACGUUUGGGAAUGUCUUUGGAAUGGAGACACCUGUGCCAAAUGUUAGCCAAAUUGACGAAGAGAAUCGCAUUACGUGCUUAGUUGAUGAUCAAUGCUUCCAAAUACCACCAGAUUAUGAUAAGAAUGAUCUUUCAGGUGGGGAAUACAUGAGGAAUGUAACGAGGAUGCAAGAUGAGGAUGACUUGCUUCAAUUUGCCAUUCAGCAGAGUCUUAUUGAGUCUGGGAGUGAGAAUGAUCAAGUAGACAUUUGGGAAGCUCUCAGGGCGCAAAGGCCACUUACUCCUGGAGCACUGAGUGAUGAGGAUAGUCAGCUUCAGAGGGCACUGCAUGAAUCCCUAAAUGUGGGAAAAUCAUCAAACACCCCAGACGGAGACUCCACAUCAUCCUCAACGUCCAUAGACCCAGAUUUAGCAAUGGCAAUUAGGCUAAGUCAAGAAGAGCAAGAUGAGAUACAGCGACAGCAAGCCCAUGAACUUGAAAUGCUUGAGAAAGCCAUUAAAUUGAGUAUGGAGGAGAAAUGAGGAAGAAAAAUAAAUAAAUUUUAUUUAAUGCAAAAAAAUCAGGGAUGUAAAAAUUUCCAUAAAAAAAUGUUCCAAAAAAUUUAUUUCCUACAAAAAAACUUCUUUUCAAAAUUUUAAAAAUUAUUUACAAAAGGAUUUGCAUAAAAUAUAAUAAAAUACAAUGGCUGUGCUCAGUUACUUCUUCAAGUUUAUAUUUUUUUGGCAAAAGAAAUAUAAAAUAAAAGUCCAAAGUAUCUGAGCAGUGAAAGUAAAAAAAUUCUAAAUUUUUUACUUGAAAAUUCUUUGAAAAACAAAUAUGUACUAUACUAAGGAAAUAUUCUCUGCGCUCCUUUUUUCCAAAAAAAAAAUAGGUAGGGCGAAAAUCAAUAUACAUAAUAUACAAAUUAAAGGAUAAAUAAAAUAAUUUGUAAGAGAAUAAA